AUGAGUGUAGACAGCCUUAUCAUAACGGCUAAGUUCCUCUACUACUACAGCCUACCACUGAACAGGAGCCCCUUCAACACCUUUGACAAUUCCACCCGUCCAAAACCUCCCACAUUACCGCUGAACAGGAGCCCCUUCAACACCUUUGACAAUUCCACCCGUCCAAAACCUCCCACAUUACUGCUGAACAGGAGCCCCUUCAACACCUUUGACAAUUCCACCCGUCCAAAACCUCCCACAUUACCGCUGAACAGGAGCCCCUUCAACACCUUUGACAAUUCCACCCGUCCAAAACCUCCCACAUUACCGCUGAACAGGAGCCCCUUCAACACCUUUGACAAUUCCACCCGUCCAAAACCUCCCACAUUACUGCUGAACAGGAGCCCCUUCAACACCUUUGACAAUUCCACCCGUCCAAAACCUCCCACAUUACUGCUGAACAGGAGCCCCUUCAACACCUUUGACAAUUCCACCCGUCCAAAACCUCCCACAUUACCGCUGAACAGGAGCCCCUUCAACACCUUUGACAAUUCCACCCGUCCAAAACCUCCCACAUUACCGCUGAACAGGAGCCCCUUCAACACCUUUGACAAUUCCACCCGUCCAAAACCUCCCACAUUACCGCUGAACAGAAGCCCCUUCAACACCUUUGACAAUUCCACCCGUCCAAAACCUCCCACAUUACCGCUGAACAGGAGCCCCUUCAACACCUUUGACAAUUCCACCCGUCCAAAACCUCCCACAUUACCGCUGAACAGGAGCCCCUUCAACACCUUUGACAAUUCCACCCGUCCAAAACCUCCCACAUUACCGCUGAACAGGAGCCCCUUCAACACCUUUGACAAUUCCACCCGUCCAAAACCUCCCACAUUACUGCUGAACAGGAGCCCCUUCAACACCUUUGACAAUUCCACCCGUCCAAAACCUCCCACAUUACUGCUGAACAGGAGCCCCUUCAACACCUUUGACAAUUCCACCCGUCCAAAACCUCCCACAUUACUGCUGAACAGGAGCGACGAGCAGCAAGAAACACGAGCACCUCCAGUCUAA
Polyodon spathula (Mississippi paddlefish) is the source of this 1050-nucleotide messenger RNA. RefSeq names its product extensin-like. The transcript has 2 exons. Bases 1 to 1050 code for a protein of 349 amino acids. The record is from RefSeq and is a predicted model, not a curated record. NCBI's taxonomy places the organism in Eukaryota, Metazoa, Chordata, Actinopteri, Acipenseriformes, Polyodontidae.